Messenger RNA from Pteropus alecto (black flying fox), 4426 nucleotides. It is a transcript of the gene SEC22A, whose product is annotated as SEC22 homolog A, vesicle trafficking protein. Gene Ontology annotation, biological process: endoplasmic reticulum to Golgi vesicle-mediated transport. Bases 126 to 1049 code for a protein of 307 amino acids. NCBI's taxonomy places the organism in Eukaryota, Metazoa, Chordata, Mammalia, Chiroptera, Pteropodidae. The record is from RefSeq and is a predicted model, not a curated record. The transcript has 7 exons.
GCGCCAGCCACGUUGGACGCAGGGCUGCCCCGCGGAAAGGCCACGCCCUGGCUCCACAAUGCACUGCGGGCCGCGUCACUCGGAGCGGCGGGUACCGGCGUGGCAGGUCUUCUCUGUCGGUUGAAAUGUCUAUGAUUUUAUCUGCCUCAGUUAUUCGUGUCAGAGAUGGACUGCCACUUUCUGCUUCUACUGACUAUGAACAAGGCACGGGCGUGCAGGAGUGCAGGAAGUAUUUUAAAAUGCUCUCGAGGAAGCUUGCUCAGCUUCCUGAUAGAUGUACACUGAAAACUGGACAUUAUAACAUUAAUUUGAUUAGCUCCCUGGGGGUGAGCUACCUGAUGUUGUGCACUGAAAGUUAUCCAGAUGUUCUGGCCUUCUCUCUCCUGGACGAGCUUCAGAAGGAGUUCAUCACUACGUACAACCUGAUGAAGAUAGACGCUGCUGUCAGGCCGUACUGUUUCAUGGAAUUUGAUAACUUCAUUCAGAGGACCAAGCAGCGAUAUAAUAAUCCUAGGUCUCUUUCAACAAAGAUAAAUCUGUCUGACAUGCAGACGGAAAUCAAGCUGAGGCCCCCUUAUCAAAUUUCCAUGCGUGAACUGGGGCCAGCCAAUGGAGUCACAUCUGCAUUUUCUGUUGACUAUAAAGGUGCUGGUAAGAUUUCUUCUGGUCACCAGCGACUGGAACCAGCCACACUGUCAGGAAUUGUGGCAUUUAUCCUUAGUCUUUUAUGUGGAGCUCUGAAUUUAAUUAGAGGCUUUCACGCCAUAGAAAGUCUCCUGCAGAGCGAUGGUGAGGAUUUUAAUUACAUCAUUGCAUUUUUCCUUGGAACAGCAGCCUGCCUUUACCAGUGUUAUUUACUUGUCUACUAUACCGGCUGGCGGAAUGUCAAAUCUUUUUUGACUUUUGGCCUAAUCUGUCUAUGCAACAUGUAUCUCUAUGAACUUCGCAACCUCUGGCAGCUUUUCUUUCACGUGACUGUGGGAGCAUUUGUUACACUACAGAUCUGGCUAAGACAAGCCCAGGGUAAGGCUCCUGAUUAUGAUGUCUGACACCAUCCUUCAGACUUACUGCCUUGACGUCUGGGGAAAAGGAGGGAGCAUAUCUUAACUGCCACUGUGAUGAAGAAACUGUUCACCGCAAACAAGAAGCUCUGCUUUCUUUCUCUCCAACUGUCCUUUUUGUUUUAAGUCAGCAUGGCAUGCCUGUGAGCAUGCAAUAUCUGCUAGGCAAACUCCUCUCAGAAGAAUGCCAGCCAUGAGGAUUUUUACUCAGAAGAGAAGACUUCUCUCUGCAGGACUGUAAAAGUGGGAGAAGAGUCAGAUGCCAUUGGAAGACCUGACCAGCAUUCCUGAAUCCUCACUGAAGAGUUCAAUCAAAAAAUAUUGAUCUUUCGAGGAUUAAGCAGGAACUCUACAACCUGGGUUUGCCUUUGUGAGGCAUUAGUAUAGACCAAAUAAAAAGAUGCUGUAGUAAAUUAGAAAAUUUAUGUUUAAAACAUUACUUGCUAAAUAUCAGAUUAUUUGCACAUUUAUGGUACCAUGAGUUUAUCAAGUCCAGGAUGGUAUGGAAUUGGUUCUUUUUCCUUUUAUAUUUUUGCUUGAAUCUUAACUCUGGGAAUCACCUGAUGUAGGAGAGGCUUUGGUGAGCUCAUCUCUGGAACAUCACAAGUAUUGAAAAUAGAGUGACAUAUGUUUCCUUUCUAGACUACGUUGGUAGUUUCUUUUGAAAUCACUUAAAAAUAUGAUUUAUUAGACUAACUAAUAGCUCGUUUCUCAAACUUUAAUCACUUGAGAACUACAUGUACUGUUAUUUACUUAAUAUUUGUCUUUUAAAUUUUUAAAUAUUUUAAAAAGGAACUAAUUCUUCUGAGUGGAAACCCAGCAUCAGUUUGCCAUAAAUAAAAGGUAACUACAAAAUAAAUAAAACAAAAAAUGUUACUAAAUUCUAGCCAAAUGCUAAUGCCUGCCAAGGCUCUGAAUCCCAGAAGCCUGCUCUUUACAUGUUGCAGCAAGAGAGGUGCUACCCAGCACCAAAUAGGGAUCUCUCUGUGGAAUUAUCAGGAGGAUAAAAUAUAUAUAUAUAUAUUAUAUAUAUAUAAAGGGAAUGACAUUCUCACUGUGAUUCAGUAUUGUCUAAUUUAGUUGUGUACCACCUAAAAUCAUCUUGUGUGCCACUGGUGGUAUGGAAUCUGAACUGUACUGAGAUAUCAGAAGGUGACUUUUCUCCCAGCAACUCUUAUUUCAUGGUUGAGGAGUGAAGCACCCAGUAUCUUAGAGCUUACUUGCUUUUUGAUAACAUUAUAAAAAUUGUUCAAAGAGUUACGAAUUAAUAUAGGAAGCAUAGUUUUGAUUUCAUUAGCAAAAUGUACAACUCUGCUGGUUUUGGAAGUCACCUUCAUGCAUGAUUUCCUUUUGUUUUUUAAAGGAAAGAUUGUAAACAAGGAAUUCAUAAGGUACUAAAAUUUGAUAUCUAGAAGAAACAGUGGACCCAUUACAUGUAAUUCAUGUUAUAGGAUAUAUUUAUUAAACAGAAGAAAUAGUCCAGAGGAGUAAAAUCAUUGAGCUGCCUUGUUUGCCUGAAUGAAUAUACAUAUGUAGGUAUGUUGACAACUAUAAAAUCUUGCUUAACUAGGACUUUUUUUUGCUACACUCUCCUUUUAGGAGAAUGAGGCAAAAAGAAGAUAAUAAGCUUAUGAUAUCAGGGAUUUAUUUAAAAUAAGAAGCUCCAAUUUACUCCAAUUUUCUGCCUCAGGCAAAACUGCACAGAAAUUAUGUACGUUCUGAGAGAUACCCCAAGGUACCACAUGAUCCUAAAUCAGCAAAAUAAAAUUGACUAAUGUUUGGCAUUUUGUACUUACUGAGCCAGGAAAGUGAAGUGGCUCAGUUUAGAAAGGUUUUUCUAAACUAAUGGUUAAAAUGAGAACAGUUUUCUUGUAAAUAGUCAGUUAACCAGGAAGUUGGAACAUUCUGGUUAAUUGCGAUUUUGCUAUAGAUAUUUUAUAGCUCAAUUUGGUUCUCUUUAUCACUGAAUUAUUGAGUUAUAAUGUUUGGUAUUUGGAUCCAUUCAUCAAGGACACUUGAAAACUCACCAGCUAUCUUUAAAGGCUUAAUUUUUUUUUGGUUUUGUUUGUUUGUUUUUUCACCAGCUUUUUUGGAAAAGAGGCUGUUUACAUCUUAAUGUAAAGAAAAUGAAAACAGGUAUAAAUAACGUUUUAUGCAUAGAAAUGCUUUCUUUCAUUAUUUGGAACAUGCAUCUCUGAGUGUUUAUAGUAAAUUUCCCUGCCUCUAUCUUGUUGUUUCCAAAGAAACUAUGAAUUUGGAAAGAAUCACAUGGGCCUGUAAUGUGUAUGAUAGUAAUAUCUUGCAUUUAUGCCACAGUUUUACUUCUAAGAGCAGGUCUGCAUUUACCUCAUCAUAACGAGGUUUGUGGUGUAGAGGAAGUAGUAGUUGCCCUGCUAUGAAGGGGGAAACUAAGGUAAUUAGGUGUUAAUGAUUGACCUGGGGUCCUAGAGCCACACACACACACACAACUUCUAAUCUCAGCCCAGAGCUCCAAUGGAAACUAAUGAAGAUGACUAAAAUUAUAUUCAGGGAAUAUGUCUGUUCUUGGUAAAAUCAAGGAAUUGGGGACUUCUUAAUGAGCUCAGGACUGCUAUUGUUAAAUCUAGGUGUAUGAUAUCUUACUUGAGGUAAUUCUGAAAUACUGUUUUUUGAUUAAGAGCAAAGAUACUCUCUUUUAUAUCCUAGAAGAAAUUGCAAUAUUUGCUUGUUUUUUUGAUCUGUAUUUGAAAUGUACUUAUACCUAGCCUCUUUCCCAAAAGAUUUUGAAGCAGCAUGCUAAGCAAGAAAGGACAUAUACAAUAUUGUUAAUAAACUAUGAAAAGAAAGGGGAGAAAAUCAAGAUCAAUAAAAAUGUAAGGAAGGGUGAACACGUUAUUUUCAGGUGUAAAAUUUGACUCAUGAACUUCCCGGAAGUCAAGGCUAGAAGAGAAAUGAGUUUCCAUUGCUUAAACUGUAAGUCAAAGUAUGCCAGUUCCUCAGCAGACUUCUCCCUGAAUUCUGGUGAAUAUAUUCACGCUCACGGGUCCUGUGAAAUGUUAAAAUUGAACGAAAUCCUCAAUUAUUUUGUGCACAUUUGUAUAUUUUGUUUGCGCCUUGCAUCCUCAACAUGUUACCAGCUUUCAAAGGUUUUCAUUUCAGGAUAUUUUUAUGUGAUCAAUAGAGGAUUUUGUACUCAAAAAUAAGAAUUCUUAUCCUAAGCUAAGAACAUAUAUCUGUGUUAAAGCUUGAAAAUCCAUUCGAGACAAAUGCCUGGAGAUGUGGAUAACUUUACCCAACUUUGUAAUUUCAUAACAUAUAAAGUAAUUGUGCUUCCCUCGGAUUAGCACAUUUAUUUUGUAUUAAAUGUGAUAUUUUUCACAGUGGAA